Molecule: messenger RNA, 1095 nt
Organism: Bursaphelenchus okinawaensis
Lineage: Eukaryota; Metazoa; Nematoda; Chromadorea; Rhabditida; Aphelenchoididae
Source: the annotation of a GenBank genome assembly
AUGGGUGUCGGUGGAAAGAGUUUGGUGUUAGUUACAGGUACGUUAUGAUAAUUAUGUAAAGUAAGGUGUUUAAUAGGAAGAAAAGCAGAAAUUAGAUACAUGUCAUUUUUUUAUACUUGAUUUUAAAUAUAGAAGUUAACUAAAAAAUAUUAUAAGAAGUUAAAAUUAUAUUGAGUUAAAGGUGCGAGCAGAGGAAUCGGAAAGGAAGUAGCUAUUCAGCUUGCCGAUUGUGUAGAUGAAGGAUCAGUGUUCGUUUUGACAGCGAGGAAAAGAGAAUCUGUUCGUGAUACCGAGAAAGCCGUUAAUAAGUAUGGACUAGCUUUACAUUAUAGUCAAAGCGAGUAAAAAUAUGUAAAAUAUAGUCUUUCAAAUGAUAUUACUUUUUACAGCAACGGCAAGUUUAAAGUGCACAAUAUUGGUCAUGACUUUUUCUCGAGAGAUGACUUUCCAUUGGACGUCAUAACUAAAGCAUUAAGUGUUGUGGAUUCUGUAGUCCUUAUUCAUAACGCUGGAACGGUUGGAGAUGUAACUCAUCCUGCUGAUGAGUUAACUGAUCCUUCAGACUGGAAUGAUUACUUACACACCAAUCUUGUUUCGACCAUCGUACUCAACAACCGGAUUCUGGAGCAAGUUAAACAGCACACUAAUGUGAAGCAGGUCACCGUUGUCAAUGUGACGUCUCUUUUGGCGGUGAAAGCGUUCCCUUGUUUUACGCAGUAUUCAGUAUCGAAGACAGCACGAGAGGCCUACUUCAGGUCGCUGGCUUUGGAGCGUCCGGACAUUAGAGUACUCAACUAUUCCCCUGGACCUGUCGACACUGAUAUGAGGACUGACAUCGCGAAGCGGUAAGCCAAUAUUCUAUUUUACAUAACUUGAACUUAAGUAAUGUGGGUUCUAAUAACUUGUAGUAUAUUGUAAUGUGUCGUGUGGUUUUUUAGAAGCUACUCUGCUGAAAUAAGAUCAGCAUUUUCCUCAAAGGACAGUAUGGAAAUCUCCAAAAGCGUAGUCACAACGAAGGAGACAACAUCAAAACUGAUUUCCAUUUUGAAAUCGGAUACCUUUGAAAAUGGUGGAAGGGUGGACUACUUUGACUAA